This is a messenger RNA of Caenorhabditis remanei, 279 nucleotides long. RefSeq lists its product as uncharacterized. The record is from RefSeq and is a predicted model, not a curated record. The transcript has a single exon. NCBI's taxonomy places the organism in Eukaryota, Metazoa, Nematoda, Chromadorea, Rhabditida, Rhabditidae. The coding region runs from base 1 to 279 and encodes 92 amino acids.
AUGUUCCACCAUCCUCUGAUGCUCGGAAUCGUCCAGAACUACGUCUUGAAUCCUCUCGUAGCGUUGUACAAUGUUCUCGAUUAUGGUGAAGAUUUGCCAGAUGAUGUGAAAGAUCAGAAAAAGAUGCUUCGAACGUUGGAGCAAGAAGAAUCAGAUUAUAAAGCACGUGCUAAAGUUCUUGAAUCCUCAGUUCGUUCCAUUGAUUUAUUAAUAGAAGUUGUGAAGAAGACAAAGAAUUAUGGGAAAAAAGAUCGAUAUAUCAUCAUGUUGUCAAUCUGA